UUGUUAGAAUCUGAUAUUAAAGAGAUUAGAGAGUCAAGAGGUAAGAUACCUAAUGCAUCAAAAAAAAUGGCUGAAAAAUUCCAUAUUGGUGCUCGGCGUGUUUAUGAAAUAUGGAAUAAUAAAGUAUCAUCUAUAUCCCUUCCGGCUACAGAGAUUCCAAGAAAGAAUGGUCGAAAAAAGAAGGUUAAAAUAGAUGAGAAGCUGGUUAUUGGAACAACCAGUAUGGUGGAAAAAAAUAACAAAAAUGGUGUAGUCUCUGAUAAUUCGUCUGAUACAUCCCAAGAAGAUAGGGCGGAAUCUCUUCUUAAAAAUCUAGUUAAUCGUGGUGAAAAGCUUAAGG
Molecule: messenger RNA, 340 nt
Organism: Funneliformis geosporum
Lineage: Eukaryota; Fungi; Glomeromycota; Glomeromycetes; Glomerales; Glomeraceae
Source: the annotation of a GenBank genome assembly